Arctia plantaginis is the source of this 1941-nucleotide messenger RNA. NCBI's taxonomy places the organism in Eukaryota, Metazoa, Arthropoda, Insecta, Lepidoptera, Erebidae. The record is from the annotation of a GenBank genome assembly.
AUGAUGCUCGCCGGGGCUGAAAUUGACAAAACUAGUGUGGCCUAUACGUCAGGGUCGUCUGGAAAUGUGGAACCUAGUGUUGCGAUUCCUGCAGUCCAGGGAUCAUCGAAGGAAGCCCAGGUAGAGGCUCUUGCCCAGGGUCUGGCAAUGGCCCCUAAAUUAGAGCCAGUGGAUAUACAAUUCAGCAAUAUCACUUGCACCGUGAACUUAGGAUUUACUAAAGGUACUAAACAAAUUCUCCAUGGCGUAAAUGGCAGACUUCGGCCGAGGCAACUGAUCGCCAUCAUGGGGCCUUCCGGAGCCGGGAAGUCUACGCUCCUCGAUGUGUUGUCAGGAUACCGUAUUACUGGUGUCGGUGGUGCUGUUUUUAUUAAUGGCAGAGGGAGGAUUAUGAAACGCUUCAAAAAGAUGUCAUGUUACAUCCAACAAGAUGAUCGUCUUCAGGGAUUGCUCACAGUAGGGGAGAACAUGACAUUAGCAGCAGAUUUGAAGUUACCCACCAAAUUAGACAAGUACGAGAAGGGUGAAGUUAUAGAAGACAUACUCACAAACCUGGGUCUUUACGAACAUAUGAACACUCGCGGGGCACAACUUUCUGGAGGUCAGAGAAAAAGACUGUCCAUCGCCUUGGAGCUUAUCAACAACCCUCUUGUAAUGUUCCUCGAUGAACCUACCACAGGUCUCGACAGUUCCUCCUGCACACAAGUCGUCCAACUUUGCAGAAGCUUGGCUCACCAAGGUCGUACUAUCGUCUGCACUGUCCACCAACCAUCAGCGUCACUCUUUGCUCUCUUCGACCAAGUCUACGUCCUCGCAGCCGGACAAUGUAUGUACCAGGGCACUACCAAAAACCUCGUGCCAUACUUGGAGCAAUCGGGCAUACCUUGUCCGAUUUAUCACAACCCUGCUGAUUACAUAAUCGAGCUCUCUUGCGGUGAAUAUGGCCAUGACAAGAUUGAGCUCAUGAGUAACAAGUCUGAGAAUGGAAGAUCACUGGAAUGGUUCGAUGACUCCAGCAGCAUCCUUAGCAUGGAGGCCUUACGGAAGAAGUAUCCGCUCAGUGUACUUCGAGAAACGGAGCCCACGGGUGGUGACGAGGAAACCAGUCAAUCAAACCAAAGAUCGGUGCUUAUUAAGAGGGGUUUUCUGAAAGCUAAGCGAGAUUCGACAAUGACUCACUUGCGACUCAUCGUAAACGUGCUAGUAGGCAUAAUGCUGGGUAGUUUAUUCAUCGAAGCUGGUAACGAAGGAUCAAGAGUACUGGAAAACUACAACCUGUUGUUCGCGAUACUGAUGCACCACAUGAUGUCACCGAUGAUGUUGACCAUUCUUACGUUUCCAUCAGAGAUGUCUGUCUUAUCCAAGGAGCACUUUAACCGGUGGUAUUCCUUGGGAUCCUACUACAUAUCCAUAACACUGGUGGAUCUACCUGUAUCAAUAGUGGGCUGUGCAAUAUUCAGUGUGAUAGUAUACACGAUGUCGGCUCAGCCCCUGGAUAUCGUGCGGUUUGCCAUGUUUUUUGCCAUCUCGUUGUACACGGUGCUGGUCGCGCAGAGCUUGGGCCUCAUGAUUGGUGCUGUCUUCAGUGUUGUGAAUGGUACCUUCCUGGGCCCAACAAUCUCCGUUCCCAUGAUGAUGUUCGCCGGUUUCGGUGUAACUCUACGAGAUCUCCCCAACUACCUCUACUGGGGUUCCUAUAUAUCGUACCUUCGGUAUGGACUGGAGGGCUUCAUUGGUGCCAUAUACGGUUUGGGGAGGCCAGUUUUGGACUGCAACAAAGCCUUGUACUGCCAUUACAAACAUCCUCGUACGUUCCUGAAUGAGGUAGCGAUGUCUCCCGACAUGUUCUGGUGGGACGUGCUCGCGCUCACAGCUUAUGUCUUUGUACUAAGGAUUGCAGCUUUUAUACUUCUAAAGUGGAAACUUAACGCUGUGCGAUAA